Molecule: messenger RNA, 1351 nt
Organism: Mytilus trossulus (common blue mussel)
Lineage: Eukaryota; Metazoa; Mollusca; Bivalvia; Mytilida; Mytilidae
Product: titin-like
Exons: 7
Coding region: 617-1351 (244 amino acids)
Source: RefSeq, a predicted model, not a curated record
AAAAAAAAUCUUUAAAUUUAUCAUAUCAUAUAUUAAUAUAUAGUUUUGUAGAAAAAAUAACCUUAGUCGGGUCUUUCAAUCAUAUAGAUAUGUUUUAUAUUGAUAUUUCUGAACUACUGUCCUGAAGGACAAUUUGUUAUGAGAUAAUUUUAUAGGCAGAAAACAUGUUCUACGUGGAGGAUUAGAUGCAGAUAUUUGUUCAUCAGACCGUUACCAGCCAUGGCCAAUAACAUUCUACACAAACGUUAGUACAAACUGUAUCUUUCAAAAGUCGACGUGUACUGAAGAGGGACAAGUGAUCUAUGGUCAAGGAAACCGUAACAUCGAUGCCACCUGCAGAUGUGACUACAAAAGAGGUUAUGAUUUUCUUGUCGAAACUCUUAAUCCAUGUUUUUGUGUCCCAUCAAAAGAAGAUUGCUCAUGUUAUGUAAAGAGAUGUCCUAACUCAACUGACAAGUUAUCUCCAGAUUAUAAAUGUCUUAAUGAUGACGAGAACAUAACUCUAUCUGAAUGUAAACCAAUUAUCUACGAAAGGGUAAUCGCAACUGUAAACAAAAAUAAAACGGAGAACAUUUUAACAAGACAGAAUAUCUCAUAUGAAGUGCAACGGAAUAUAAUGAUAUACUCUAUAUGUAUUGGUUUAACCAUUGCCUUCUGUACUGGAGUUCUGAUAAUUCAGUCGAGUUUGGAAGCAUUUUUAUAUCUUGUCGAACCUAGCAGUGACAUUGAGCUUAUUGAGGGAGACACUGUAACACUAGAGUACAAGCUGUUGAUUAAUAUAUUUCCGAAUUCCUUUUUGAAAAAUGGUAAAGUUGUACCACUAAUCGACAAAAUGAGUAAAAAAGAGAAAGGUCAAAUGAUAAGACUUAAGAUCACAAAUGUUUCUGUAGAUGACGUUGGAGUCUACUGUUUGGAGGUUGCAGGUCGAAGAAGUAGUCUAACAAACUUGGUUAUACGGCGUAGCUUUAUUGAAGAACCUCCCCGUGACAUACAGCUAGUUGAGGGACAAACUGUUGAACUUAAGUACAAGUUGUUGAAUGACAAACUUUCGGGUACCUUUUUGAAAAACGAUCUGUUUUUACCAGCAUUGAAAAAUAUUGAAAAAUUUGUAGAGGGUGUCUGGAAAAAAUUAAAAAUUACAAAUAUUACUCAAAAAGAUGUUGGAAUGUACUGUUUGGAGGUGGCAGGACACAGAAGUAGGCUAACUAAAGUGAUUAUCAAACGUAUGAAACUUAUUUUUAGAGUAUUUACCUAUUUGUUCUAUCCUCAGAUCCAGCCCAACACACACGCUCACACGCACACACACACACCGAUGUUUAUAAAUGCAUAUCAAUGUUUAGAGUUAAGUUGA